AUGUCUGGACGUGGAAAGACUGGAGGCAAAGCCAGGGCUAAGGCCAAGACCCGCUCAUCUCGUGCUGGGCUGCAGUUCCCUGUCGGCCGUGUUCACAGGCUUUUGAGGAAGGGCAACUACGCUGAGCGCGUCGGCGCUGGAGCUCCCGUCUACCUCGCUGCAGUGCUGGAAUACCUCACUGCUGAGAUCCUGGAGUUGGCCGGAAACGCUGCCCGUGAUAACAAGAAGACCAGAAUCAUCCCCCGCCAUCUGCAGCUGGCUGUCCGCAAUGACGAGGAGCUGAACAAACUGCUCGGCGGAGUUACCAUCGCUCAGGGCGGUGUUCUUCCUAACAUCCAGGCUGUGCUGCUGCCCAAGAAAACCGAGAAGCCAGCAAAGAAGUAAAACUGCAGGCUUACUAAACCAACCCAACGGCUCUUUUAAGAGCCACCCAAAUCUCCCCAAAGAGCGAGAUUUACCAUGAUCAGAUUGGUACUUGAAAUGAAAGAUUACAGACAAUUCAAAGUUGAAUGUCAUUGUAAUGACACUAAAGGAAAUGU
Molecule: messenger RNA, 539 nt
Organism: Cyprinodon variegatus (sheepshead minnow)
Lineage: Eukaryota; Metazoa; Chordata; Actinopteri; Cyprinodontiformes; Cyprinodontidae
Product: histone H2A-like
Exons: 2
Coding region: 1-384 (127 amino acids)
Cellular component (GO): nucleosome
Molecular function (GO): protein heterodimerization activity; structural constituent of chromatin; DNA binding
Source: RefSeq, a predicted model, not a curated record